This is a messenger RNA of Aspergillus brunneoviolaceus CBS 621.78, 933 nucleotides long. RefSeq names its product BolA family protein. The record is from RefSeq and is a predicted model, not a curated record. Bases 198 to 755 code for a protein of 185 amino acids. The transcript has 2 exons. NCBI's taxonomy places the organism in Eukaryota, Fungi, Ascomycota, Eurotiomycetes, Eurotiales, Aspergillaceae.
AUUCCAUCCCGCUCCAAUUGAACCCUCCGCUCGACACAACAACCACACCCUCCAUCAGUUCCACUGCAUAGAUCUCUACAACCCUCGGCCCAUUCCGCCUCUACUCCGCCCAGUCCUCCAUACCUCAAGCAAUCCCAAUCUCCCACCUCAACCCCCCACGGCCCUCACCUCCUCCGAUCCAAGAGAACAAGAAAUCAAUGCUUCUCCGCACCACCCGCCUCCCAGGCCUCCUCCUCCGACCUACCAGCUGCAGCCGCCAGUUCUUCUCAACCACCGCCACCGCCACCGCCAAAAUGACCUCCAACACGCCAGUCGAAGACCUCAUCCGCGAAAAGGUGAGUCGCCCUUCCCCCGAGCCAACCGUGCCUGGCACCCCAAAACCUCCAACCUCAAAUCAGCCCACCAGAAUCCAAUCCCCAAUCCCCCGGAACCCAACCCAACCCACCCACACUAACGGUAUAUCCCGCGAACAGCUAACAACAGCCUUCACGCCCACCACCCUCUUGAUCCGCAACGACUCGCACAAACACGCCCACCACGCGCCCAUGCGCGACUCCACCUCCAAGGAAACCCAUUUCCACGUAACAAUCACCUCCUCGUCCUUCGCCUCGAAACCCCAACCCGCGCGACACCGGAUGGUCUACAGCUUGUUAAAGGAGGAGAUGAGUCGGGAGGGCGGGAUCCAUGCGCUGCAGUUGCGGACGAAGACGCCGGAGGAGGAGGGGCGGGAGCGGGAGAGGGCGGCGGCGCAGUAACUUUCCUAUCAGCAGCAUUGUUUAUGAAUAUACAUCAUUGGGACGGUUCAAUUCGGAGGUAGGUAGGGUUGGCGGGUGGGGGUUUCGCAAUAACAUAAUUUCCAGUAUGCACAUACUCUCGCAUGCUAGACAUACAUGCAUGGAACAUUUGAUCAGUCAACGAAUCUACUUACAACAG